This is a messenger RNA of Adineta ricciae, 753 nucleotides long. The record is from the annotation of a GenBank genome assembly. NCBI's taxonomy places the organism in Eukaryota, Metazoa, Rotifera, Eurotatoria, Adinetida, Adinetidae.
AUGUGGCGAACUCGACAUUUGGCAAUUAUCAAUCUCCUUCAAUCUCUUCAACUUCAUCUCAUCUGUUUACAAGAAUUUUGGUUAAAUGAACAAUCAUUUAUUAAAUUAUAUGAAUCUAAUCUUUCUUCGAAGUAUUCAUCUUAUUAUGUUCAACGAACGCACGAUCAUGAUGAUGGUUUAGCGAUAUUUGUCGAUCGAAAUCAUUUUAAAUUUAUUAAUCAAGAAGAUUUACUUCUGAACGAUAUUGGUAAUCGUGUUGGUCUUCUACUCCAUCUUGAAUAUAAAGGAAAAGCUCUCUUAGUUAUAAAUAUUCAUUUAACAUUUCCACACAAUGCGUUUGAUCGUCAUCUACGAUUGACUCAGAUCAAAAAAUUUCUUGAUAUGAUUCACGAAUAUCAGAUGAAAAACAAUCUUUUAUCAGAUAAAUGCUCAAUUAUUCUCUGUGGAGAUUUCAAUUCCUCAUGGGACAACGAUCCUGUUUAUCAAUUAAUCGAGAAACAAUUUCGAUCGUCUUACUUAAUUGUUAAUAAAAACGAACCAAAAGUAACACAUUUGACACAUCGUCGAGAAGAAUUAGGUGUUGAUUUUAUUUUCUAUCAAUCGAAUAUUUUCCAACCAAUUACAAGUGAAUUAAUUCCACGUGGAUGUGAUGUUCACAAAUGGAAUGAUACUAUUGGAUGGACGUUAAGUGAUCAUCGAGCAAUUCUUACAACAUUUCAACUUGAAGAAAAUCAAGAGAAGAUGGAUUUAUGA